GGCGAGCGGAGCGGAGCAGUUUGGCUCGGCUUGGCUCGGCUCGGCUCGGUUGCCGUCCGGCAGAGGGUCCUCUUUGCUCCCCGCAGCCCCGGCGGCCGCGGGAUGGAGCUCGGUGCGGCGCGGCUGCUGGCGGUCCUGCUGUGCCUGGCUCCCGGUUUAUUUAUUUCUUUGGAUCAGCCAACCCUUAGCAUCCAAAAAGAUGUCCUCACAAUAACGGCAAAUGACACACUAAAUAUUACUUGCAGCGGUCAGAGGCCACUGGAGUGGUCCUGGCCAAGCAACCAGAGCAGUGCUGAGAAGCGUAUCUCUGUGACAGACUGCAGUGAUGGCCCCUACUGCAAGACACUUACUCUUCUCAAAGUCAUUGGCAAUGACACGGGGGACUACAGAUGCCUUUACAGGGACAAUCAGGCAGCUACAACCAUUUAUGUUUAUGUUCAAGAUUACAGAUCGCCGUUUGUGACUUCAGUUAGUGAUCAGCUUGGCAUUGUGUACAUCACUAAGAAUAAAACUGUAGUAGUGCCGUGCCUUGGAACUGUAUCAAAUCUCAAUGUAUCUCUACAUGCGAAAUAUCCAGAAAAGAUAUUUGUUCCUGAUGGUAAAUCCAUUUCGUGGAAUAAUAAAAAAGGCUUCACUAUACCCAGUCAUUUAAUCAACUAUGCGGGCAUGGUCUUCUGUGAAGCUAAAAUAGAUGAUGAAAGCUACCAGUCUGUGAUAUACAUAGUCGCAGUUGUAGGAUACCGAAUUUAUGACCUGACAAUGAACCCCCACUCCCAAGUAGAGCUGGCAGUGGGAGAAAAACUUGUUCUCAAUUGCACUGUAAGGACAGAGCUGAAUGUAGGAAUUGAUUUUAAAUGGGACUACCCUUCCAUCAAGGAAAAACGUGCCACUAUUAGGGAUGUAAAGACCACUGCAGGAGAAAUAAAGAAGUUUGUAAGCACACUCACCAUUGACAGUGUGUCCUUAAGCGACAAAGGUCGAUACACUUGCGCAGCAUCCAGUGGUCGUAUGAACAUGAAAAACAGCAGUGACUUCAUUAUCCAUGAAAGUCCUUUUAUUAAUCUGGAGAGAAUGGAGAAUGUGAUUGAGACAAGGCUAGGUGACACAGUCAAAAUUCCUGUAAAGUUUAAAGGAUAUCCUUCACCAGAGGCUAAAUGGUAUAAAAAUGGAAAAGCCAUCAAUGCAAAUCAUACAGUUAAACUUGGAUACACAUUAGUGAUCACUGCAGCAGCUGAAAGGGAUGCUGGGAAUUACACAGUCGUCCUUACAAACCCUAUUAACAAGAUGCAGAAAAGACAUACGUUUGCCCUGCUAGUGAAUGUCCCCCCCCAGAUUGGCGAGAACGCGCUGAUGGCCCCUGUGGACUCCUACAAGUACGGCUCGACACAGGCACUCACCUGCACAGUCUACGCUGUCCCACCGCCCACCGCCAUCCUCUGGCACUGGCAGCUGGAGGAGGAGUGCACAUUCAGCCCCCAGAAAGUUCGCUCAGGAGCCAAUCCAUAUGCAUGCAAGAAAUGGAAAGUCAUCUCAGAGAGAAAGGGUGGGAAUCAGAUUGAAAUUAAGAACCGAGUCGUUACUAUUGCUGGGAAAACAAAGACUGUGAGCACCCUCGUGAUUCAAGCAGCGAAUGUAUCUGCUUUGUACAGAUGUAUGGCUACAAACAGGGCUGGGUCAAGUGAGAGAGUGAUCUCCUUCCAUGUGACCAGGGGUCUUGAAAUUAGUCUCCAGCCUCGGAAUCAACUGACAGAGAAGGAUAACAUGUCCUUGCAAUGCACAGCAGAUAAAUUCACCUUUGAGAAGUUGGCAUGGUACAAACUCAGCACUCAUGUUUCACAGACUCCCUUCGGAGGACUGCCCAUGCCUGUUUGCAAAAACCUCAAUGCUCUCCAGAAGCUGAACGAGACAGUUUCAAAUACCAAUGGUGAAAAUGUCACCUUAGAGCUCAUCCUUCGUAACAUCUCCCUCCAGGAUGGAGGGGACUAUGUUUGCAUUGCUCAGGACAAAAAAGCUAAAACACAGCACUGCCUAGUGAAGCACCUCACUGUUCAAGAACCCACAGCACCCACACUUGUAGGAAAUCUGGAAAAUCAAACAACAAAUGUUGGUGAAACUAUAGAAGUGUCAUGCACAGUGAAUGGCAUUCCUCCUCCAAUUAUCACGUGGUUUAAAAAUAACGAGACCCUUGUGGAAGAUUCAGGCAUUGUUUUGAAAGAUGGAAACAAAACACUAACCAUACGCCGAGUGAGGAAAGAGGAUGGAGGGCUAUACACCUGCCUUGCAUGCAAUAUCCUUGGAUGCAGUAAAGCAGUGGCUUUUUUCUCAGUGGAAGGCGCUGAAGAGAAAACAAAUCUGGAGCUCAUUAUCCUCGUUGGCACUGCAGUGAUUGCCAUGUUCUUCUGGUUGCUUCUUGUAAUCAUCCUCCGAACCGUUAAGCGGGCCAACGGAGGGGACAUGAAGACUGGCUACUUGUCAAUCAUCAUGGAUCCUGAUGAAGUCCCUAUAGACGAGCACUGUGAACGGCUCCCGUAUGAUGCCAGCAAGUGGGAGUUUCCCAGAGACCGGCUAAAGCUAGGUAAACCUCUUGGGCGUGGAGCUUUUGGCCAGGUCAUAGAAGCAGAUGCAUUUGGGAUUGACAAAACUGCUACCUGCAAAACAGUGGCCGUCAAAAUGCUUAAAGAAGGGGCAACCCAUAGUGAGCACAGAGCACUCAUGUCAGAGCUGAAGAUACUCAUUCAUAUUGGUCAUCAUCUCAAUGUUGUCAAUUUACUUGGAGCCUGCACUAAGCCAGGAGGCCCACUCAUGGUGAUUGUGGAAUAUUGCAAGUUCGGAAAUCUGUCAGCUUACCUACGGAGCAAGAGGAGUGACUUUGUCCCAUACAAGGCCAAAUGCGCCAGGUUUCGGCAGGGGAAAGAGAACUAUGUUGGUGACGUCUCUGCAGACCUGAAGCGACGGUUGGACAGCAUCACAAGCAGCCAGAGCUCAGCAAGCUCUGGCUUUGUGGAGGAGCGGUCCCUGAGUGACGUGGAAGAGGAGGAUGCUGGUCCUGAAGAUCUUUGCAAGAACCCCUUGACCAUGGAGGACCUCAUCUGUUAUAGCUUCCAAGUGGCGAGGGGAAUGGAGUUCUUGGCUUCACGCAAAUGCAUCCACAGGGACCUGGCUGCUCGUAAUAUCCUCUUGUCAGACAAUAAUGUGGUCAAAAUCUGUGAUUUUGGCUUGGCUCGAGACAUCUACAAAGACCCAGAUUACGUCAGAAAAGGAGAUGCCAGACUACCCCUAAAAUGGAUGGCACCAGAAACCAUUUUUGAUAGAGUAUAUACCAUUCAGAGUGAUGUAUGGUCCUUUGGAGUUCUGCUGUGGGAAAUAUUUUCAUUAGGUGCAUCACCAUACCCUGGAGUGAAAAUCGAUGAGGAAUUUUGCAGAAGACUGAAAGAAGGAACAAGAAUGAGAGCACCAGACUAUACAACACCAGAAAUGUACCAAACAAUGCUGGAUUGCUGGCAUGGAGAUCCUAAACAGAGACCCACUUUUUCAGAGCUGGUAGAGCACCUGGGAAAUUUACUGCAAGCCAAUGUCCGUCAGGAUGGUAAAGACUACAUUGUCCUUCCUUUGUCAGUAUCGCUGAAUAUGGAAGAGGAUUCAGGUCUCUCUCUCCCAACUUCACCUGCUUCCUGUAGGGAGGAAGAGGAAGUCUGUGAUCCCAAAUUCCAUUAUGACAACACAGCAGGAAUUAGUCAGUACCGACAAGGUAGCAAGAGAAAAAGCCGCCCUGUGAGUGUGAAAACAUUUGAAGAUGUCCCAUUGGUAACCACUGUAAAAGUCGUUCAGGAGGAAAACCAGACAGAUAGUGGGAUGGUUCUUGCAUCUGAAGAGCUGAAGACACUGGAAGAGAAUGAUAAACAAGUGAAAAUACCCUUUAGCACGCUGGUGCCCAGCAAGAGUAAUGAAUCCGUUAUGUCCGAAGCCUCCAACCAGACAAGCGGGUACCAGUCGGGAUACCACUCGGAUGACAUGGACACCACGGUGUACUCCAGCGAGGAGACCGAACUCCUGUGUGUGCGGGAGGCCUCUCCCCCGCUCUGCCGCGCUCACGGCCUCGCCUACGACGGCCCCGCGCCACUCACCCCCCCGCCUCUCUAGGGCCAGCCUGGCAGCUCCAGGUCCCCCUGGGAUGUGCCUUCACUGCCUGGGCUGGCAGCGUUCAGGUUUGAUGUAUAGAAAGACAGCAUCCACGGGACUAAGAAAAGACAUUUGUUUUUCCUGAAGAGGAUGCAGAAGCAGCUGGCAGCAUAACUGUGCCACGCCAGGCUGGGGGUUCUUUUCUCAAGAGAUGGUGGUGGCUGAGGGUGCAAAGCCCCAGCCACAAUGUGUGUGCUGUGCCGACCCUGUGGCAGAGGCAGACCCUGGUGAUAUGUCAGGCAUCUGCCUAAUGCAGGCAGCAUCACUGCAUUCAACAUAACUGUUUCUACUUGUACGAAAUAAUGCACAGCCCUGCUUUUAGUUUUUGGUUGGUUUUUUUUUUGUUUGUUUUUCCCUUUUGUGGCUGGACUCCAGGAAGGAAACAGUGCGGCACCGGCUUCUUGUUUCUCAGAGUUAUUCCUUGCUUGUACCUUCACAAACAAAAAAAGGAACAUCCAGCUCAAGGUUCUGGCACCCACUGACGGCCUGAGACUAAACAUAGGCUGGGCUAAAUAUAGGUCAGGAUGAUGGUCUCUGUCCUUGGCUAAGGAAAAAGGUUGCCUUACAAGACCUCAUGAGCCGCAUUUGCUUGCAAGACUUGUGUGGUGAAGUUGGUUAGUAGGGAGAAGGCAGAGCAUUGAGCCAAUUGAUGGAACACAGGUGGCAGGGCCAUGCCCUCACCUCUGGGUGAGGAUGGGUCUGCCCCUGGUCAUCCCUGGCACCCUUGACACAUGCCAGAUGCCUACCUGCUUCUGAGCUAGCCUGUAACUGCUGCAGAAAAUACUCUCCUCCCCCCAAAUCACCAGUUGGGCAGCCUCUGCAACAGGUAGAAAAGCAAAUGUAAUCUACCUUAGGACCACAGGAAGCUCUGUCGUUCCGGUGGUGGAUCCUAAGGGCAUCCUACCUUCUUGUCUCAUCCCCCCUCCCUCAGAUUUAGGUCUGACUCUUUCUCUUUGCAAACUGUAAGUCUGUUUGCAAUGUCAGAGAUAUCAGUUUAUGUAGCCUUGGGAAUACAUGACUGGUUUCAUGGCAGCUCCGAUCUUCUCCGAGUGGUGAAACUGUGCCUAAUUGUUGGACAACUUCUUACCUGUGCUCUUGUAGUCCCAGAACUUUAUUGAUAGACAUAAUGCAGACUACAGGAUUUUAAAAUGUAAAGCUAUUUCUACUGAAGUUUUUUGUAUUUUUAUAAGUAUUUUUUUGUUUGUACUUACUAAAAUGUCAAAUGCCGGGAACUAUAAAUAUAAGGCAUAUACAGUAUUUAUAGCCUCUUUAUGUAGAAAUAAAUGUAAUAUAUUAAAAUAUAAAUAUAUAUUAUAUAAUGGAUACUGUACCAUUCACAUUUUGUUGUGUUCUGUAGCAUUGCAAAGGUUACAGAAUUCUUUAAUCCCUAAAACUUUUCACUUUAUUAAAAGGGACUGGAAAUUUAGAGUUGGAUGCUACAAAAGAUCUGUUUGCUUUUCUUAUAUACUUUCUAUUGACAGGGAAGAUUACAAAGUUCUACUUAUUUCAAAUGCCAUUAGGUGAAUCUAGUUUUUUAUACCAUCGUCCAGGUCUACGAACAUUUCGGUGGGUAUGUGUAGUAAAGAAGCUUCAGUGACUUUUAGCAAUUGUCAAUACCUUUAGAGAAACGAUCAGAGGAAUGGACUGCUUGUACAAGAUGAUAAUAAUAAACUCUGAAAGAGUUUAUUAUGUUCAGUUAGGAAAUGCUUUAUCUAAUUGUAUUGUGGAUUUUGCCUGGGGAGUGGCAGUUUCCCUUAAAGCCUUAUUCAUCUUUUCCCACUUGUGUUUCUUCCAGCUCACUUCUCACAACUUAAAUGUUGUCCCUGCUCUUGUGCAGUUAAGUCCUCCUUUAUUUUAAAUCUGUACUUAAAGCUCUCACCCUUUCCCUCUGUUGCCCACUUUUUGACUUUCUCUUCUGCACUGUGUAGGUCUUUGUUCUCAGUGCAAGGUAUUGCACUGUUGGGGUAUCAGGACUCAAAGAAUUAUAACAUCUUGUAGUAAAGUACAAGUGAAGUUAAGCCACCAACUGCAGACUUUAAAUCAACUUCUCUUUAUUGCAGUUUUAAAGUAGACCUUUGUAGGCUACUGCACAGUGAGAACAGUUAUCUAGGAGGCAGGAGAUCUCAAUGCUAAACUCUUCUCAAGCUGAAUGUGGAAUUAAUAUGGGAUUAAUACCUUCUACACACAACGUGCAUCCCCCAAAUACGAGGCUGUGGGAUGUCAAACUUCAAAUGUUUCUCCAUUCCUUCUCCUAAAUCUAAACCAUUUUAUAGCCAGGAAAUUAGGAGAUGGGAGGUCAGGCAGAAAAAAACGGGAGAGGCUUCCUAGGACUUCUGUAAGGGCUUCUAGGAAGGACUUGUAUUUUCAUGGAGAUAUUCGACAUUUUUCUUGCUUCCCAGGCAACAGUGUAGCCAGUAGAGUACGCUCAACAGACAAUGCUACAGUCUUUAACAUUCCCCCUCUGCAAUAGUCUAAAAUAUCUUUAAUGAAACUGUUCUUCUAUGUAUUAUUAUUACUAUUAUACAGUGGACAUAAAAUACUGACAUGGGCAGAAUCUUGAUGAGCCACCUAUUAGACAAUCCUGGCAGUGAGGUGGAGAUGGAGAUCUAUCACUGAUAUCCAUCUACCCUACACCUGGACUCCCCAAGGUUUGGGAUGUUCAACUUAAAUAUCUCAUUUUUUAUUUUUGGUUCCUCUCCAGCUUGGUGUAAUACAGGAUACAUGCAACAUACAUGGAGUCAGAUGCUUCUCUGUGUGUUUGCAGUACUUCCAAAACAGCUGUCCACUGUAAUGCAAAGUGAUGACGUUGCAAGAUAGCCAUUUCAGCUAGUGAGUUCCCACUUAUAAUCCUUGUCAGCUAGUGAAACCCUCUUGUGGAUCUAAAUAAUUUUAAAUAUGCCUGCAAAAUGUGGGAACUAACAGACCUGCUUUAGGAAAGGAAGUUAGCUUCUUUAAAAAACAACUAAAACCAACCCACACCAUAUAUUCAGUGUCAGGAGCUAGCAAAGGCUCUAUAAAUGUGUUCAUAUAUUUGGCAUCCAGUAACACAAUUCUUUUCUUAGAUCACAGUUGUUACAUCCUUUAAAACACCUGGACUUUUUGUUGUAUUCUGAAUACAGCACGUUCAGCUAAACCCUAGUCAUGACACAUCUGUCUUUGAGAUGCCUUAAAUUCCAAAAAGGAUAUUUUUAAUGAAACAACAGAGGUAUACUGCACAGAUUUGCAAAUGCCUCCACAAACCAGUCCUAGCUUUAUCUCUAUUCUGCAGCCAUGCAGUUAAGUGUCAACAUUUGGAUCAACAUCCUUACCUAUGAAAUCCAGCCUGGCUCCGAGCCCAAUGAGCUACAAAUAGAAGGGACAUUUGUGAGAUUAUGGAUCCAAACAUGUCACUCCAAGCAGCUGGGAAGGACUGGGAAGCAGUGAUGGAACUGACUCCUCGGUUCAGAAGAACUACCAGAAUGAACGGUGAUUGCUGGCGCAUUUGGACAUGGAAAUCAAGCAGAGCCAUGCCAGAAAUAGGCAGUUUCAGAGCUUGACGAUGACUCAUGCCAGCUCUUGCUCAUGUAAACAUGGCCCACCUGAAGAACACAGGGGCGUUCAAGUAUGGUAGGUAGGUCCUUCUCCCUGCAAAAGAUACUGUGAAAUGUAUCUCAUUCUUUGUGUGGAAAUGUCUUGGCAAA
Molecule: messenger RNA, 7859 nt
Organism: Myiozetetes cayanensis
Lineage: Eukaryota; Metazoa; Chordata; Aves; Passeriformes; Tyrannidae
Gene: KDR
Product: kinase insert domain receptor
Exons: 30
Coding region: 103-4140 (1345 amino acids)
Biological process (GO): angiogenesis; endothelial cell differentiation; positive regulation of kinase activity
Cellular component (GO): membrane; signaling receptor complex
Molecular function (GO): vascular endothelial growth factor receptor activity; ATP binding; growth factor binding
Source: RefSeq, a predicted model, not a curated record